Molecule: messenger RNA, 3063 nt
Organism: Hyalella azteca
Lineage: Eukaryota; Metazoa; Arthropoda; Malacostraca; Amphipoda; Hyalellidae
Gene: spel1
Product: DNA mismatch repair protein Msh2
Exons: 21
Coding region: 119-2887 (922 amino acids)
Biological process (GO): mitotic recombination; mismatch repair
Cellular component (GO): MutSalpha complex; nucleus
Molecular function (GO): ATP binding; ATP-dependent DNA damage sensor activity; mismatched DNA binding
Source: RefSeq, a predicted model, not a curated record
GAUCAGCUGAGCGGGAGUUUAGUGAUAGUCCGCGGUUUUCAAGAAUAACCGGGAACUUUAAGCUUCAUUAGAUGCCUAUUGCCUAAUGUUCAAAUCCGUUAUAAGAUAACGUUUAAAUAUGUCUAACAGCAUUUCUAAGGAUGAUUUCAACGAAGGACCCCAAGAGUACCACACUGGGGUAAUUGCCUUCUUCAAGUCUUUACCAGAGGCUGGCAGAGCAUGUGCCCAAAUUUUUGACCGAGGAGACUACUACUCUGUACAUGGAGAGACUGCCAGGCUUGCUGCAGCUACUGUUUUCCAUACAAAUGCUGUCAUCAAGAAAAGAGGCUCUGGCCAAAAUCAAGUUGACACCGUGUUCCUCAACCAGUCCAACUUUGAAACCUUCAUCCGAGAACUGCUCCUGGUGAAGCAGUACAGAGUGAGCAUCUACAAACAACAGAAUAAUAAAAAUGACUGGGCUGAGGAAUUCAAAGCAUCUCCAGGCAAUCUUAGCCAGCUGGAAGACGUUUUGUUUGGGGGCUCUCAGGAACAGACCAAUAAUGCAGCCGUCAUGGGGGUGAAAAUUGCCUCUGAUGGCUCUAACAAGACUGUAGGUGUUGGUUAUAUAGACAUCACAUCCCGGGUGCUGCGAGUUUGCCAGUUUACAGACACAGAAAAUUUCAGCAACUUGGAGGCGCUCAUCGUACAGCUCGGGCCCAAGGAGUGCCUGCUGCCUCAUGGCGAGGCCAAGACUCGGCAUGGCGCGUGCCUUGAGCGCAAUGGGGUGCUGGUGACGGAGCGGAAAAAGACAGACUUUAGCGCGAGCGACGCGGCGCAGGAUUUGAGCCGCCUCGUGCGGGGCUGGAGCAGCGGAUCUGUCGUGGCCAGGCCUGAGAUGCAGCACUCACUGGCCACCGGCGCGCUCGGUGCUGCUCUCAAGUACCUUGAGCUGACUUCAAACGAAGGGAACUUCGGGCAGUUCAGCUGCAGCGUGUAUGACCUGAACCAGUUCAUGCGGCUGGACUCCGCUGCACUAAAGGCCUUGCACGUUGAGACCAACGACAACACAGGCCCCGCAGUUCACAACACUACGCUGCUCUCUGUACUGGACAAAUGUCGCACCAGCGCCGGCCACAGAAUGAUGGCACAGUGGCUCAGGCAGCCGCUGCUUGAUAUCAACCAGAUUGAGGAGCGGCAGGACCUGGUGACGGCGUUCGUGGAGAGCGCGGAGAUGCGCAACAGCGUCGCGGAGGUGCACCUGAAGCGCGUGCCUGACCUGCCCAGGAUCGCCAGGCGGCUCGCCAAGAAACAAGCAAACCUGCAGGACUGUCACCGACUAUACCAGUGCGCCGAGGUGCUGCCAGAUCUCUGCGAGUCUCUGGCUCGUUAUGAAGGACCUCACUGCGCUACCAUCUCUGCAGUCUUCAUCUCACCAAUCCAGGAGAGUGUUGGCGACCUCAGCAAAUUCCAGGAGAUGAUUGAGACGACUGUUGAUCUAGAUCAGGUCAAGCAAGGCGUUUAUGUCAUCAAACCGGACUUUGAUGAAGAACUUUGCGCCAUCCGGGGAAGCCUGGACACGUUGGAAAGUCAACUAAACAGCGCCCUGCGUGUAGCUGCUGCCGACUUGGGACUCGAGGCUGGCAAAACGAUAAAGCUUGAACAAAACGGCCAGUACGGCCACUUCUUCAGAGUCACUUUGAAGGAUGAGAAGUCCAUCCGCAAUAAUCGCGCCUACCACACGCUGGACACUAACAAAGCCGGCGUUCGUUUCCGGAAUAGCAGAGUCGCUGACAUCAGCGCUGAAUAUUCCACCCUGAUGAAGCAGUAUGAGAAGCAGCAACAUAAAGUUGUUACGGAAAUUCUUGCGAUUGCCAGUGGGUAUGUGGAGGUGAUCCAGAGCCUGUCGUUUGCCCUCACUACCUUGGACUGCAUCAGUGCUCUGGCCUCCGCCGCUGUCUCGUCCCUGGUGCCGUACGUGCGACCCCACAUGCGUCCUCGGGGGUCGGGCUCCCUUCAUCUCGUCCAGUGCAGGCAUCCCUGCCUUGAACUGCAGGAUGGCGUGUCGUAUAUUCCUAAUGACACCAGCAUGGGUGAAGAUAAUGGUUGCUUCCAUAUCAUCACGGGGCCGAACAUGGGUGGCAAGUCCACCUACCUUCGUAGCGUGGCUACGGCUGUGCUCAUGGCUCACGUUGGAUCGUACGUGCCAUGCAAUGAGGCCAGCAUUCCAAUCGUGGACGCCAUAUUAGCUCGAGUUGGUGCCGGUGACUGUCAGCAAAAGGGCGUUUCUACUUUCAUGGCAGAGAUGCUGGAGACUUCAAGUAUACUCAAGACUGCAACACGCGACUCUUUGAUCAUCGUCGAUGAGCUGGGUCGUGGUACUUCAACUUACGACGGGUUUGGCCUCGCCUGGGCCAUAUCUGAACACAUUGCUCGGGAAAUCAAGUCCUAUUGUUUGUUCGCUACACAUUUCCAUGAAGUGACUGCCUUAGCAGAAGUUCUGCCUGAAACUGUCAGGAACUUCCACGUGGCGGCUGCUACUUCAGAAGACACAUUGACCUUAUUGUACCAGGUGCUACCUGGUGCGUGCGACAGAAGCUUUGGAAUCCAUUGCGCUACAAUAGCCCACUUCCCACCUAAGGUUGUUGAGUAUGCUAAACGGAAAGCUGAUGAACUAGAAGAUAACUUUGCUGCUGGUGACGACGAAGAUAAUCCUGAUGCUGUGGUCAAAAGGAGGAAAGAAAAAUCUGAAGGAGAAGAGCUCAUUAAGGCAACUUUAACGGAAGCAUCUGGCUGGAAACUUGACAACAUGAGUGACGACGAACUUGAGCAAGCUCUGUGUAUUCUGAAAUCAAACAUUGUGGCCAAGGACAACUCUUACAUUAAUCAUUUGCUUGCAGUAUCAUAUUAAUUACGAGGUAUUUACUAUAUAUUAUUAGGCUGCUAGAAUUGCAGAAUAUUGGUGAAAAAAAUCAAGUUUUUCAACGAGUCCGAUUGUAGUAUCAAAGUGUGUCAUCGUUCUGCGCCAACGUAAAUUCGCUGGUUAAAAUUCGUUCGUAUAGAAUCUUUAUUAAAUCUGUCCAAAUU